This is a messenger RNA of Bursaphelenchus xylophilus (pine wood nematode), 2274 nucleotides long. The record is from the annotation of a GenBank genome assembly. Lineage: Eukaryota; Metazoa; Nematoda; Chromadorea; Rhabditida; Aphelenchoididae.
AUGGAUGAGGAAUACGACGCGAUUGUGUUGGGCACCGGCCUGAAGGAGUGCAUCCUCUCCGGUAUGCUGUCCGUCUCGGGGAAGAAGGUCCUCCACAUUGACCGAAACAACUACUACGGAGGCGAAUCGGCCUCGUUGACCCCGCUGGAACAGCUCUACGAACACUUCCGCGGACCCAAUGCGAAGCCUCCGACUGAUAUGGGCCGUGGUCGCGACUGGAACGUGGACCUGGUCCCGAAAUUCUUGAUGGCCAAUGGGCCCUUGGUGAAGCUCCUGAUCCACACGGGCGUCACCAGAUAUUUGGAAUUCAAAUCCAUCGAAGGAAGCUUCGUCUACAGAGGCGGAAAGGUCUACAAAGUCCCAGCUGAUGAAAUGGAAGCUCUCGCUACGAGUAAGUGAUUUUAAUUUUCUUGUUCGGAUUUUAGAAAGGAUGAGGGCGUUUGAGACGGUAGUGCCUAGAAGAACGUAACGUUUGAGUCGUUUUUGAGACAAAUAAAUUUGCGGAAAAAUAGAUUCUUCAUGAAAGAUGGUGGAUGUAGAAAAGGGAGUAUAAGACUACGUUAACGUUGCCGUCCUUCGGGAAAAUGUCCUAAUUUAGAAUACUGGAGGAACGGAGCUUUUAAUUUGAUUAUUUCUAGGCCUAAUGGGCAUGUUCGAGAAGCGCCGUUUCAAGAAAUUCCUGGUUUGGGUGCAAAACUUCAACCCCGAGGACAAGAAUACCUGGGACGGGCUCGACCCCCGCACCACCACCAUGCAACAGGUCUACGAGAAAUUCGGCCUUGAUGACAACACCGCCGACUUUACCGGACACGCUUUGGCUCUCUAUUUGAACGACGAUUACAAACAACAACCAUUCCCGAAGUCGGUGGAGAAGAUCCGUUUAUACUCGGACUCGCUGGCCCGCUACGGAAAGUCGCCCUACCUCUACCCGCUGUACGGACUCGGUGAGCUGCCACAAGGAUUUGCUCGUCUGUCCGCCAUCUACGGAGGCACCUACAUGCUGGACAAGCCGGUCGACGAGAUUGUGAUCGAAAACAAUCGUGUGGUUGGGGUUCGCUCGGGCACCGAAAUCGCCAAGUGCAAGCAGUUGUAUUGCGACCCCAGCUACCUGAAGGGCUCGGACAGAGUGAAGAAGACCGGCCAAGUGAUUCGUGCUAUCUGCAUCUUGAAUCACACCAUCCCCAACACCAACGAGUCGGCCUCAUGCCAAAUCAUUAUCCCUCAGAAACAAGUUGACCGUCAUUUUGGUAAGUGUAUAGGGGAUUCAGGGGGCUUUUGGGAAAGUUUUGGGGGAAGGGAGGAAGUAUUGAAGGAUUUCGGAUAUUACACAUGAUGAUGAAUAUUAAGAUUUUGAGUUUUUGUUCUUGUUUUUAGAAGGGAGUUUGAAUACUUGGAACAAUAGACUAGUUAAUUAUGAAAAUUUGUGGUUGGUGGGACAUUAAGUUAUCCAUGACAUCAAAACUAAAAAAAAAAAUUUUUUUCUUUUCAAUAUUUUUUUUUGGAUUUUGGUAUAAUUAUAAUUUUAACACUUUUACAGACAUUUACAUCUCAUGCGUAUCAAACUCGAACCUGGUAGCCCCCAAGGGAUGGUAUAUUGCUAUGGUGUCCACCAUUGUUGAGACUUCCAACCCCGAAGCCGAAAUCUUACCCGGACUUCAACUUCUAGGUCCAAUCACUGACAAGUAAGUGGGCUGGGAUUUUCAGGCAGAUUGUCGGCUUUGUUUGUUGGAAAUUGAGAUUUGGAAUUUUUUUUUUUUUUUUUUUUUUUUUUGAAAGUUCAUUAGGUCAGAUUGAAGUUAAUUUUGGUGGUUUGGAGACAAACUUUCUUGUGUAUUGCUGGUUAAUUUUUGGGAUAUGAGAUUCGAUCUUUUUCAUUUUUGGUUGAUUUUUGGCAUGAUUGAUACCCAAAAAAGGACGAAAAAUGGAGGAAAACGGGUAAAAGUUAGUUGAUAUGAGGGUGAUCAGACGUUGGAAUUGAUGUGAAAUCGUCUCCGUUUUGAUGAUUUUUUUGAAAAAUUGUAGAUUUUUGAAAAUUUCCUCGAUUUUAUUUUAAUGUUUAAAAACAAUUUCCUCUCCAGGUUUGUGAGCGUAUCGGACAUCUACGAGCCGGUGGAUCUGGGCACGGAGUCGCAGAUCUUCAUCUCCAAAGGCUACGACUCGACCACCCACUUCGAGACGGUGUGCAAAGACGUGCUGGACAUCUUCGAGCGCGGCACCACCCAACCCUUCAACUUCGACAAGAUCACCCACUUGUCCUUGGAGGACAACGAGUAA